GUCCAGAACAAGAGGACUAAAUAUUGAAUAAUUGUAAUCUUGACAUCGUCCAACUUUGCGUACAAUUCAAAGCAGCGAGUAAAGGCUAAAAAAAACCAGACCACUUAUUUAACAAGACCAGAUCAAUUGACGCAAUUUAUACGUAGUUGAACAACAAAGUUGACGCCGCCCUUUAAACCAAAAAUCUUCAAACUUCCAUUUCAGACAGUGGAUUCGACUGUCCUAAGUUCCUAAUCACAGCGAAGGAGGAAUCAUCGAGAUAAUAAGGAUCAAGGAUUGAUUCCCUGCCGUUGUUUUGUCUGUGAACUUAGAUUGCAUGUUUGGUCCAGUCCGGUCCGACGAUCGAACGAACGAAAUAGAUAGAACAUGAAGAAGGGAUGGAAAGCGAUGACGGGUUCAAGGUCGAAGUUCGGAGGGCGAAGUGGAGAAUCCGAGGAUGGCGGUGAUCGGCCUUUAGUUGACCGCCACCCAUCUCGAACAGUUACACUAGGUCGUGUCCAGCCUCAGGCGCCAGGUCACCGAACCAUCUACUGUAAUGAUCGGGAAGCUAAUGCCAUUGUUAGAUUCAAGGGGAAUUCUAUAUCAACUACCAAGUACAAUAUUCUCACAUUUUUUCCAAAGGGAUUGUUUGAACAGUUCAGGCGGGUGGCUAACCUAUACUUUCUUACGAUUUCCAUUUUGUCCUUCACACCAGUCAGUCCCGUGUCUCCAAUAACUAAUAUUGUGCCUCUCAGUAUGGUACUCUUCGCCUCUCUUCUUAAGGAGGCCUGGGAGGACUGGAAACGAUUUCUGAAUGACAAAACUAUAAACAACACUCCUAUAGAGGUGUUGAUUGGUCAGGAAUGGCAGAAUACUACUUGGAAAGAUCUUCAGGUUGGAGACGUGGUGAAAAUUAAACAAGACGGGUUCUUUCCUGCAGACCUGCUUUUCCUUGCUAGUACAAAUGCUGAUGGUGUCUGCUAUAUAGAGACUGCAAAUUUGGAUGGUGAAACGAAUUUAAAAAUCAGAAAGGCUUUGGAAAAGACUUGGGAUUUUGUUAGUCCUGAGAAAGCCUCAGAAUUCAAAGGUGAAUUGCAAUGUGAACAACCAAACAACUCGCUGUACACUUUUACUGGCAAUCUGAUAGAUCAGAAGCAAACUGUACCACUAUCUCCAAACCAAAUUCUACUGCGAGGAUGCAGCCUCAGGAAUACUGUAUACAUUGUUGGUGCUGUUGUUUUCACCGGACAUGAAUCAAAGGUUAUGAUGAAUUCCAUGAAUGUUCCUUCCAAAAGAAGUACUCUGGAGAGGAAACUUGACAAACUUAUACUGACCCUAUUCUGUGUUUUGUUCAGCAUGUGUCUAGUUGGAGCCAUAGGCAGUGGUGUGUUUUUGAACAAGAAGUUCUACUUCUUUGGGCUUUGGGACCCAAAUUUACGUCCAGAAUUUAACCCUAACAAUAGAUUUGUGGUCGCUCUACUGAAUAUUCUUACCCUUAUCACUUUGUACUCACCCAUCAUCCCAAUUUCCCUUUAUGUCUCAGUUGAGGGGAUAAAGUUCUUUCAGUCCACUAAAUACAUAAAUAAUGAUCUGCAUAUGUAUCAUUUUGAGUCAAACACUCCUGCAUUGGCACGAACAUCCAACUUGAAUGAGGAACUUGGUCAAGUGGAAUAUAUAUUUUCUGAUAAAACUGGAACCUUAACAAGAAAUUUGAUGGAAUUCUUUAAGUGUUCAAUUGCUGGUGAAGUGUAUGGAGCGGGUAUCACUGAAAUUGAGAUAGGUGUUGCUAAGCGCAGUGGUGUCAAACUUAAGGAGGGUAUAUCAUCAACUGCAAUACGUGAGAAGGGUUUCAACUUUGAUGAUGCUAGACUUAUGCAGGGUUCUUGGAGGAAUGAGCCUAAUCCUGAUAUGUGCAAGGAAUUCUUUAGAUGCCUUGCUAUAUGUCACACUGUGCUACCUGAAGGUGAGGAAACGCCUGAAAAAAUUCAAUAUCAAGCUGCUUCUCCUGAUGAAGCUGCCUUGGUUGCUGCUGCAAAGAACUUUGGUUUCUUCUUUUACAGGCGCACGCCUACUCUAAUCUAUGUUCGUGAAUCACAUGUUGAAAAGAUGGGAAAAGUCGAGGAUGUUUCCUACGAGAUUUUAAAUGUACUUGAGUUCAACAGCACAAGGAAAAGGCAAUCUGUUGUGUGUCGCUACUCAGAUGGUAGGCUUGUGCUUUACUGCAAGGGAGCUGAUACAGUAAUCUAUGAAAGGUUAGCUACAGGAAACAAUGAAAUAAAGAAAACAACUAUAGAGCACUUGGAGCACUUUGGAUCUGCUGGACUUCGUACUCUCUGUCUGGCCUAUAGAGACCUGAGUUCUGACACUUACGAUAAAUGGAAUGAGAAAUUUAUUCAGGCUAAAUCUUCUCUUCGAGACCGUGAGAAGAAAUUGGAUGAGGUUGCAGAACUGAUAGAGAAGGAUCUGAUUUUGAUUGGAUGCACUGCUAUAGAAGACAAGCUUCAAGAAGGAGUGCCAGAAUGUAUAGAGACUCUCUCAAAGGCAGGAAUCAAGAUUUGGGUGCUGACCGGUGACAAAUUGGAAACUGCAAUAAACAUAGCUUAUGCAUGCAGAUUGAUCAGCAAUGACAUGAAACAGUUUAUCAUUAGUUCAGAAACUGAUGAGAUAAGAGAAAUUGAAAGCAGAGGUGACCAAGUGGAGAUUGCACGCCAUAUGAAACUUACUGUAAAACACAUGUUAACGAAGUCCCAUGAGGAAGCAUUGCAACAUCUUCAAACUUCUUCAGAAGUAAAAUUAGCGCUCGUAAUAGACGGGAAGUGCUUGAUGUACGCUUUGGAUCCUGCUUUACGAGUAACUCUACUGAACUUGAGCUUAAACUGUACUUCAGUGGUCUGCUGCCGAGUGUCUCCUCUACAGAAAGCACAGGUAACUAGUCUAGUCAAGAAAGGUGCAAAAAAAAUAACACUUAGCAUCGGUGAUGGUGCCAAUGAUGUUAGCAUGAUUCAAGCUGCUCAUGUUGGUGUCGGAAUAAGUGGUCAAGAAGGAAUGCAAGCAGUGAUGGCCAGUGAUUUUGCUAUUGCUCAGUUCCGUUUCCUCACAGAUUUAUUGCUUGUCCAUGGACGAUGGUCAUAUAUUAGAAUAUGCAAGGUGGUAACAUAUUUCUUCUACAAGAAUCUGACAUUGACACUGAUCCAAUUUUGGUUCACCUUCCAAACUGGGUAUUCUGGUCAGAGAUUCUAUGAUGAUUGGUUCCAGUCUUUGUAUAAUGUUAUCUUCACUUCAGUACCAGUUCUAGUUCUUGGACUUUUUGACAAGGAUGUGAGUGCAUCUCUUUCAAAGCAGUACCCUCAAUUGUACAAGGAAGGAAUAAGAAAUACCUUCUUCAAAUGGAGAGUUGUAGUGGCCUUGGCUGUGUUUUCAGUUUACCAAUCAUUGGUGAUCUAUAAAUUUGUAGCCAUUUCCAGUUCUACAAGUGUUGACUCAACUGGCAGGAUGUUUGGCCUCUGGGAUGUGAGCACAAUGGCGUUCAAUUGUUUGCUUGUGACUGUCAACUUGCGUCUCCUUCUGAUGUGUAAUACGAUCACAAAAUGGCAUCAUAUUAGCGUUGGAGGAAGCAUCCUGUCGUGGUAUAUAUUUAGCUUUAUAUACUCGGGUGCAUUCGUCAACAAGGGUAUCUACGGGACAGUGUUUACCUUGAUGAGCACAGGAUACUUCUAUCUAACCCUUCUUCUCAUUCCUAUUGCUGCUCUGUCAUUCGACUUCCUUUUUCUAGCGAUUCAAAGAUGGUUCUUCCCUUAUGAUCACCAGAUGGUUCAGGAAAUGCAUGCAAAUGAAACAGAUAUUAGUAGCAGUAUAGGGUUGGUGGAGGUUGGUACUACCCAGCUCAAUCCAGAGGAAUCGAGGAGAUUUGCAAUGGCACGGCUUCCUCGAGAGGGAUCUAAACAUACAGGUUUUGCAUUUGAUUCACCCGGUUACGAAUCCUUCUUUGCAUCCCAAGCCGGUGUGCUUGCACCUCUCAAAGCAUGGGAUGUUGCCAGAAGAGCCAGCAUGAGAGGAAGGAAAAAGAAAUAAAAAUAGAAAUAAUAAUAAUAAUAUGAAAGAUAUUAUACUUGUACAAAAGAAAUUCUGCAAUAACUUUACAUGAAACAGCUUCUUUUGUAUAUUAGUUUUAUUCUUUUAGGAGUCUAGUCUUCAGGAAGAUGUAUACUCUCACAGAU
Molecule: messenger RNA, 4196 nt
Organism: Impatiens glandulifera
Lineage: Eukaryota; Viridiplantae; Streptophyta; Magnoliopsida; Ericales; Balsaminaceae
Product: phospholipid-transporting ATPase 3-like
Exons: 27
Coding region: 367-4050 (1227 amino acids)
Biological process (GO): phospholipid translocation
Cellular component (GO): plasma membrane
Molecular function (GO): ATP binding; ATPase-coupled intramembrane lipid carrier activity; magnesium ion binding
Source: RefSeq, a predicted model, not a curated record